Molecule: messenger RNA, 1290 nt
Organism: Epinephelus fuscoguttatus (brown-marbled grouper)
Lineage: Eukaryota; Metazoa; Chordata; Actinopteri; Perciformes; Serranidae
Product: T-box transcription factor TBX1
Exons: 7
Biological process (GO): cell fate specification; positive regulation of DNA-templated transcription; regulation of transcription by RNA polymerase II
Cellular component (GO): nucleus
Molecular function (GO): DNA-binding transcription factor activity, RNA polymerase II-specific; RNA polymerase II cis-regulatory region sequence-specific DNA binding
Source: RefSeq, a predicted model, not a curated record
CCCCAGGUCAGUGGGGUAAGAGUUCAGCUGGAGAUGCAUGCACUUUGGCAGCAGUUUGACCAGCUGGGCACAGAGAUGAUUGUUACCAAAGCUGGAAGGAGGAUGUUUCCAACGUUCCAGGUGCAAAUCUCCGGGAUGGAUCCUGCUGCUGAAUACGUCCUGCUCAUGGACUUUAUUCCUGUUGACGAUAAAAGAUACAGAUAUGCGUUCCACAGUUCAUCCUGGUUGGUGGCGGGGCGAGCAGAUGUUGUAGCCCCUAGCAGGAUGCAUUUCCACCCAGACUCGCCUGCCUGUGGAGCUCAGUGGAUGAAGCAGACUGUAUCUUUCGACACUCUCAAGCUCACCAACAACCUGCUGGAUGACAAUGGACAUAUGAUACUGAACUCCAUGCAUCGCUACCAGCCGCGCUUCCAUGUGGUGUAUGUGGAUCCAGCUCCCAACAGUCACUUAAAUGCAUACAGGAACUUCUGCUCUUUUUCCUUCCCCGAGACACGCUUCAUGGCCGUCACUGCCUAUCAGAACCACCGGAUCACCCAACUAAAAAUUGCUAGCAAUCCAUUCGCUAAAGGCUUCAGGACGACAGACCCCCAGGACCGGGUGGGUUAUUCUGGACCCCUGACAGUGUGGUGUCCACCAGAGGGCAGAGCUGAGCCUCUCACCACCAAACCUGGAGAGCAGAGAUGCUGGGCCUCAAAGACCUUAACAAGACAGGAGGACCCAGCCUCGUUGUUGGUGGAGCAGCAGUGUGGACUGUUCCACCACUGCAAAGACUCUGAGGGACUCACCACGGAAAAGAAAGAUGGCGACAGCAUAUUAGCACCUGCUUCCUUCCUCUCUAUUCCUUCCUACUGGGACUGUCCAGGAUCAUCUCAAGAGAGAGGCAGCCUGACAUAAGGAAAGAGAAGCAAACUGAAGAAGCUUUGAAUUGAAUUUUUUUGACUGACUGCUUGCUUCCUCAUUUGAUGUCAUACAAGUUUGAUUUAUGUUUUAUUUAUUAAUGAUAAAUGCAUAUAGCUUGUGGUCACCCUCACAGAAUUUAAUUUAUUGGGACACUAUCCAUCAAAACCAUAAUAUUCAUGACAAUAUGAUGGAUGCACUAUAAUGAGGCUAUAUGCUAGAUAAUACAACAGCAUACAGGAAAAUACAGUGUAGUACUAUGGGCUGUGAUGACCCUACAAACUCACAGCUGAGAACACAAAACCUUUUAAGUCUCACAUGGCAAUUUCUCAUCUUAACAUUUGUGCAACUACACCUGUCUGUUGCCUGAAAUAAUAAAAUGACACUUUGAAA